UGUCCCUAUCUACUAGUUCGGUUUUAACCGUCGCAGUGAACGGACGUGUGUCGGUGUGCGGUACAUCAAAGGGAUUUCAAAUUUUGGCAAUAACUUUGGCAAUUCGCGAUAGUUUUUUGCAAAUUUGGUCUCUACGGAAGCGGGGUCACCCCCGACGCACUCUGUCAAAGUUUCGGAGAAAUCCGAGUAGCGGUUCCAAAGUUAUUGAGCUUUUCCGAUAUACGUACUAUAACGACGUGUUGUGAAGUUCAAGUGCUUUCAGGAGUUUUAAUUUAAUAUCUCAGGUGUUAAAUCAAGUACGUUUUCGAUUCAAAGGCCAUUGGAUAGAGGACACAUCAGCGCAUCUUUCAAGGUACGUCACCAAGCGUGGAGCUUUCCACGGCCUGAGUAACGAGCGGCGAAAGUCGGUAAGUCAAGAUAUUUAGCUUGCUUUGGGGUCAAAGUAGGUCAAGACCUAACUUUGUAACGGGGCGGGCUAGAAGUCUGAUUCAAACUUGCCUGAGCUUAUCUAAGUUAGCAGUAAGAGCAUAGGCCAUUUUCGUUAGGCUAAAGUUAAAACUUUCAAGCUUUUACGGAAAAUUCUAAUUGGCGGCACAUCAAAGAGCAGACAGCCAGACGCCGGCACCAAAGCGUAAAAUUUCGAACUUUUGAACGAUUGGUGCUAGGAGACUGGUUCAACUUCGAGCGGAUAGGUCUUAUCGGGACUUAAACUUUGGUGGUUGUUACAAGUCUCUAAGUCAAAAAUUAAAGCUCUGGGGUAGAUAUAAAGUUCGGCGGCAACAUCAAAGGGAGUUUACGGUCACACGGUCGGUAUACCAGCCACGUGCCACGUAUUUCAGCAGGGGGCAAACCUAACUUUGGAUCCAUUAGACUUAGGACUUUGGUUCAAAGGGCAUUGGACUCAGGGUUGCACAACGAGGAAGUACAAACUUGAACGGAGGUCGUAGGACAUUUACAACGCCUUUUAGGGCUAUCAACGGCUUAGGCGGCAUACAUCAAAGACAGGAUACCGGCGUGAAGGCCGCAUUCCUGCCACGUGCCACGUUUUUCAGCAGGGGGCAAAGUCAACUUUUGAUCCGUUAGACUUAGGACUUCGGUUCAAAGGGCAUUGGACUCAGGGUUGCACAACGAGGGAGUACAAACUUGAACGGAGGUUGUAGGACAUUUACAAGGCCUUUUAGGGCUGCCAACGGCCCAGGCGGCAAACAUCAAAGACAGAAUACCGGUGCGAAGGCCGCAUUCCUGCCACGUGCCGUAUUUCAGCAGGGUGCCUAGACCUAACUUCUGAACCAUUGGACUUAGAGCUUAGGUUCAAACGCCACUGGAUCAGGGAGUCGAAGCUAAGAUCGUACAAAAUUGAACGAAAGUUGUAAGUCAAUUAUUAGAGCUUUUAGAAAUUUAACAAGUUUGGCGGCACACAUCAAAGGGAUUACAAGGUUAACCGCCACAACAACAGCAGGAGUUAAAACCUAACUAUUGAACUACGGGGCCUAGAGCUCUGAUUCAAAGGUUGACUAACGCGGGAGACAAUUCUAAGACAGCAUAAACUUGAACCAAAGCUGUAGGACAAUUAUUAAAGCUUUUAGAACUUUCACAAGAAAGUCGGCAAACAUCAAAGCAGAAAGCGGCGGCGUGCUGAGCCGCCAACAGGACGGACCCUGUAACUUUUGAACCGUUGGACUCAGAGUCCUGGUCCAAAGGUUAAAAACCUCAGGACGACACCAGAAGAAGAUACAAACUUGAACGAAAGUUGUAAGUUGAAUAACAGAGCUUUUAGUCAUCUGAUAUAAAAGGCGGCAAACAUCAAAGGGAAAACUUACUACGUGAACAGUGGGCAAAAUCCUAACUUUUGAUCUAUAAGACUUAGAGUUCUCGUUCAAAGGGCACUAGGCUGGGGAGCUUCCCCUGGUGCUUCACAAACUUGAACUGAAGUUCUAGCUCAAAAAUUGGAGCUUUUAACCAUAGUCACCGUAAAGGCAAUAUAGGGCAGACAUGAGUCAAUGGAAAGCUUCAGGGACGGCUGGCAGGCCUCCCUACAAAGACUACCGGAACAGAGGUAUAAGCACUGGUUCCAUAAGCACAAUAAGCUCAUCCUCAAGCUCUCAAGAGCCGGUAGAGCUUAGACCAAGCAAGUUCUACAACAAAGACUAUGCAGACAUUGAGAGAAGGGAAAACAUCUCGAAAAUAAUGGAACAAAACGAGCAAAUCAGCAAGAAAAAUAAAGAAAAGGAGGUCAAGAAAGGCAACUUUUUAGAAUCGGCAAACACUUUUGUCAAGAGCUUUUCACAACAAGCAAGCAGCAACAGCAAAGAGGAAGCCAUAAGAGACUGGGAACAAAGACAACAGAGGAAAAAUCAGGAAAAAGGCCUAUUUGAAAAAAUGGACCAAAGGGGCUAUUACAGAGGAUUUAAUCAAUAUGGUGGAUGGGCAAAGGAGCCCAAACCCAAGGAGAUCAUCAGAACAAUUUACUUACCAGCAAGAGGCUCAGAACAAAAAGGAAGGGAAAGCAGAGCAUCCACAGAUCUGCCUCCAUACAGGGAGAAAAGAGGAAGACUAUAUCCGGUAUGCCCAUCACCGGACACGGAAGAUGAAUUACAGAAGUUGAAUAACUGGAUAGAAUAUGAAAAGGGAGGAGCGGAGUACUCGGUGGACAAACCAAGGGCAUUGCAGAAGAGAAGAACAUCUACAUUGCGAUCUAGUUCGCUAGGAAUGGGAACACUAUUCGAAGGUUAUGAAGACGACGAUUCGUACAUAGACUCGGAUGAAAUAAAUCUAGCGGCUAUGUGCAGCGAAUAUGAUGGAGAUUAUAGUACAGGCGAGGAGGAAAUAGACAACAAGAUUGACAGCGAUAUAAGUGAGGCAGAAGCUGCGUGCAGACUAACAAGAAGAUUUCAUUUAACACCCCCUAUAGGAAGGAGGUGCCCUAAACAAUCAAUCAGCAAGAAUCAACAAGGAGAAAGACAACGAAAUAGUGAAGCAAAGCCAGUCUCGAAAACAGUUUUGAGAUUAAGAGGAGGAGCUAAAAGCAGUAGCAGUGAAAUGGACGUCACAAUUGAGUCAGCAACGAAUAACCCGGAAGGAGGAAGAACUUCCGAACGUAUAACUAACAAAAGAAAUUUGGGUCACUCGCCAACAGAGGAAGGACAAACAACACCAACAAACCCUAAUAAGGUACGCAAAGAACAAUCAGUCACACCAGGAACCCCGAAAAAUGAUCUGGAGAAAACAAGCUUCUAUCAAAGAAGAGCAAGAGAACUAACAAUGUACUUCGAAAAGUUCAAAUCGACAACCAAGAAAAAGUUGACAACAACGAACAAUUCGGAACUGGACAAAGGAGUUGCACUUCUGAACGAUCUAGUAACGGAAUUGUGCUUGGAGAAUAUGCAUCACGUAGGAAGAUAUACUGAAUUGAAGAGGAUGUACGAUGAAUUAGAGGAAAGCAAAAGGAGGGUGGAGUUCGUUUCACCACUCCCAGUGGCGAACCCCAGAAGAGUACGAAAUUUAGAAGAGAAUUUGACAACUGACACUGAAGCAGAGACAAUAAAGAAAAGAAGAAAACCAAAGAAAAAGAAAAAGAGAACCACAGCAGUUACUGAUGGUGAGGGUUCAACCUCGGCAGGAAGAUCACAAGCUCACAUUACAGAUACUGAUGUUGCAACCUCGGGAACCGAGAGAUCUAGGCCAAAGUCGCUAACAUCAAGCAGCAGGAAAAAGAAGGAAAAAGAGAUGGAGAUACUCGAAAAAUGCAGAGAUCAGGCAGCACCAGUAAAGUUCAUAGUAACAACAGGAGACAAAACGACAGAAGAGACAAAGAAACUCUUGUGGACACAAGUAGUCUCGAAGAACAAAGCACCUAAAAUAAAGGACUCUAUAGUGCUAACCGGUGGGGAUCUAAUGAUCACUCCAGCAGAUGAUGAUACUAGAGCAGCAAUAGAAUCACUAGCAAAAGAAGGAUUUGGUAUCCAAAAAACCGGAGCAUGGCUACCAAAAGUAAUAAUCUAUGAUGUUGAGAAGGACAUUAGACCAGAUGAAUUAGCAAAAGCAAUCAUCGAGCAAAAUCCAGAGCUUGAACUCGAGCUAAAAGACAGCGACAAAAUACAGCCAAAAUUUAAAAGAGGUCCCAAGGACAAAGAUAUAGUUCAUUGGGUCUGCGAAAUAAGACCAGAGAUAUUCAAAAAAGUUAUCAAUAGAAGCGUUUACAUAGGAUACUCGGCUUGUAAGGUAAAGGAAUUCUUAGAUGUUUCGAUAUGCUACAGGUGCCAGAAGUACGGACACAUUGCAUCCAAGUGCAAGGCCAUCGAGAUGGUCUGCUCAUAUUGUGCUGAACUAGGACAUAAAGUCGAAGACUGCAAAAAUAAGGACAAACCACCCAAGUGUGCCAACUGCGGAGAGGCAUACACAUCUCAUCACAAAGCUUGUCCGAUGAAGACUUCGAAGAUAAGGAUAAACGUCCGUAAUACAGAUUAUGGUCAACAGAAAUGAGCAAAUACAUAAUAAGAAUAGCGCAGGUAAACACGGCUAGAACUGCAACAGCAAAUGAGGACCUCUUAAUAUAUGCCCAAAGGGAACGUAUAGAUGUAGCACUAAUGCAGGAAC
Molecule: messenger RNA, 4596 nt
Organism: Myzus persicae (green peach aphid)
Lineage: Eukaryota; Metazoa; Arthropoda; Insecta; Hemiptera; Aphididae
Exons: 1
Coding region: 1993-4482 (829 amino acids)
Molecular function (GO): nucleic acid binding; zinc ion binding
Source: RefSeq, a predicted model, not a curated record